AUGUAUGUGAUUGGUACAAAAGAGGGAAAUUCGGCACAAACCUAUUCCAGAAACCAGUUUAAAAUUUGUAAAGAAAAGUUCAUGUCUAAAGAAGGUGUUCCUGAUGUAACUGAUGUGCCAGGAAAUUGUCGGUUACUGGAGGCCAGGGGCUUAAGAGAUGUAACUGCAAAGGAAAAUGCUAUUCAAGAGAAUUCAGAUAAAAAAAAACUGAUACAUUAUACGCAAUUGGAAACACAACGAACCACCGUAAAUAAAUAA
Cinara cedri is the source of this 258-nucleotide messenger RNA. NCBI's taxonomy places the organism in Eukaryota, Metazoa, Arthropoda, Insecta, Hemiptera, Aphididae. The record is from the annotation of a GenBank genome assembly.